AUGUACGGCAAGGGUUCUAAUCUCAGGAAUACCUGCAAACAGUUACCAGGAAAUUCUUCAUCAUUUGGUUCAAAACUUCCUUUGCAAACAGGUUUUGAUUUAAGCCACCAAUAUAAUACAAGGGAUCAAGUAGGGGUCUUCCCAGACUGGCGUAAGAAUAUUGCAAUCAUUCAUGAGCGUAAUUUGAUUAGAAAUAAAAUGUCCGGAAUUCAUUAUAAAAAAGAACAGGCAUUCGUUAUUGCAAAUGCUCUGGAAAACGAGCUAUUUAUCGAAGCUUCUUCACAGGAAGAGUACAUGAAUGAGAAUACAUUGAUAGAACGAAUGGAUAGUAAACUGAAAAAGUUAACAGAGACAAAAUGCAGGGAACAAGCAGAUAGUUAUACUAUUUAUACAUCCAAGACGCUGCCCCCUUCUGGUUUACCACAACCUGCUUUUCAGAAAGUGUACAUCAAUAAAUCACCUAACUUUUCUGUUUCUGCUUGGCAACAACCAGAAUCUUCACUCCUGUUUAAUUAUUCUAAUGUUUCAGAGUGCAAUUUUAAACAAUUUCCAAUGCCUGAUUCGAUCAGUAAUACUGAGAUAAAGAACAAUGUGAUAGAUGAUGCAUUUGGGAAUAUUUCUAAGGAUGAAACAAUUCUCUCUAAAGACUUAGACACUGAUCACAUGUCAGAAGAACCAGACCCCAAAAUCAAUGAUGGGAAAGUCAGCAGAAACCUAGAGGAAACUGUCACUAGAUCUCAUUCCGUUGUGUAUGCUCUCAAAGAUCUUAUGUCUGCAAAUAUAGAGGAAAUUGUUCCCAUUAGCGAUCAUGUGAAAGACAUAAGAAACUUAGAGCAAGGGAAGGAAGAUCAUGUGAAAGACAUCAGCAACUUAGAGCAAGGGAAGGAAGCGGAGUCCCCAAAUCCAACAGUUAAUACUGUUUCUCUAACUGAUUUUUUUACAUGUGAUCAAAUAAUGGAACACAUUGCAAGUCUGAGAAAGCAAUUUAAUCAGAGUGCAAAGAUUGAAGAACAAGGAGUUGAUGUUUACAAAUGCCAGUUAUGUGAAAUUGGAACACUUCCUUUUGCCCCCGUGCCAAUUUAUUGCUUUUGUUGCGGCAUCCGUAUAAAGCGAAACUCAUACUAUUACUAUAGAAGAGAAGAAGAUGAUACACAACCUUGCUUUUGCACUGUGUGUUAUAGGAAUUCUCGAGGGGGUAACAUCACAUUCAAUGGGACGUCUGUUUCCAAGACAGAUCUUUAUAAAAAGACAAAUAAUGGAGAAUUUGAAGAAGCAUGGGUUGAAUGUAAUAAAUGCAAAAGUUGGCAGCAUCAAAUAUGUGCACUCUAUAACGAUAAAAGAGAUUUGGACAACAGUGUUGAGUAUACGUGUCCUAUAUGCCGCUUAAAGGAAAUUGAAAAUGGAAUGCAUGUACCCUUACCAAAGAAUGCUAUGUUUGGUGCUAAGGACUUGCCAAGCACCAUGCUAAGUGACCACAUAGAGAGGCGACUUUUUAAGCGUCUCAUGCAAGAGAGUGAAGAUUGGGCAAAGGUCGAAGGGAAUAAGAAUCUUGACGAGGUUUUAUUAGCAGAAAAUCUUUCUGUUAGAGUAGUGUUAUCUGUCGAGAAACAAUUGAAAGUGAAGAAACAGUUUCUGGACAUAUUUGUGGAGGAGAAUUACCCAGCCGAGUUUCCUUAUACAUCAAAAGUUAUUCUUCUGUUUCAGCAGAUUGAAGGUGUAGAUGUAUGCCUUUUCGCAAUGUAUGUCCAGGAGUUUGGAUCCGAAUGUGGCAAUCCAAAUAAGCGUAGUGUGUAUAUUUCAUAUCUUGAUUCUGUCAAGUAUUUUCGGCCCCAAAGAGCGACCAUGAAUGGAGAAGCUCUUCGUACCUUCGUUUACCAUGAGAUAUUGAUUGGAUAUCUAGAUUUUUGCAAGAAACGUGGUUUCAAAACUUGCUAUAUAUGGGCCUGUCCACCUAUAAAGGGGGAAGAUUAUAUACUAUAUUGCCAUCCUGACACUCAAAAAACUCCGAAGAAUGAUAAACUUCGGCACUGGUAUCUUUCAAUGCUAAGAAAGGCUGCCGAAGAAAAUAUCGUUGUUGGUUUAACUAACAUAUACGAUAAUUUCUUUGUUUCUACAAGAAAUUGGAACUCCAAAGUAACAGCUGCUCAUUUGCCUUACUUUGAUGGAGACUUCUGGUCAGGUGCUGCUAUGGAUAAAGCCAGGAUCAUUGAUCAAGAGUGUGGAGGAGAUUAUGAAAAGAUGAAGAAACUAAUGACGAAAAGAACUUUGAAGACUAUGGGACAUGUAAAUCCUUCAAAAGGAACUGCCAAAGACAUUCUAGUCAUGCAAAAGCUGGGACAAACCAUAUUGCCAUUCAAGGAAGAUUUCAUCGUAGUUCAAUUACAGUAUGUUUGCAUGCACUGCCAUGAAGUGAUAAUGUCUGGGAAGCGAUGGUUUUGCACUGCCACUGAAUGCAAGACAUUUCAGGAGUGUCAAAGAUGCCAUACUGCUAACUCACACACCUCUCGCAACGGUGAGAAACAUACACUUCGUCAGGUCUUCAUGGAUGAUAUCCUUUGUGAUACAAAGGAGAAUGAUGUGAUCCUUGACAAUGGGUUAUUUGACACCAGGCAUAACCUUUUGAGUUUUUGUCAAAGGAAUAGCUUACAGUUUGACUCACUCCGCCGAGCCAAGUAUUCCUCAAUGAUGAUCCUCUAUUUUCUAAAGAAUCCUAAUUUGCUGAAUGUUGGAACAAUAUGUCGCGUUUGCAAUAAACAAAACGUAUACCAGUGCCACUGGAAAUGUCAGAAUUGCCCAGAGUUCACUGUCUGCUCUGCAUGCUAUAACAAGAAAGGUGCUAAUUGCCAUGCACACACGUUGACUCAAACUUUUUCAACAGCACUGAGUCCUUCGGGGAAUCAAGAGUUGAAUCAGAACUCGGCACUGGAACUGCAGGAUGUUAUAAAGCAUGCAUCUCAGUGUCACUCAACAAAAACUCAACCAUGCACAUAUCCACAUUGCCUUCAACUUAAAAAGCUGUUCUCUCAUGCAAGUAGGUGCACCAUUCGAGUUUCUGGGGGAUGCCAAUAUUGUAAGAAGGUUUGGGUGGCACUAUCUGUACACUCAAGGAAUUGUAGAGACUCAGGAUGUCAAAUCCCCCGUUGCAUGGAUCUGAAGAAGCAUGCAGAAUGGAUAGCAACGCAGUCUGAAUCGCGGCGUAGAGCUGCAGUUUUGGAGGCGACAGCAAACUCUCACCCUCAUUGA
Cajanus cajan (pigeon pea) is the source of this 3243-nucleotide messenger RNA. The record is from RefSeq and is a predicted model, not a curated record. NCBI's taxonomy places the organism in Eukaryota, Viridiplantae, Streptophyta, Magnoliopsida, Fabales, Fabaceae.